Sycon ciliatum is the source of this 1626-nucleotide messenger RNA. RefSeq lists its product as uncharacterized. The coding region runs from base 43 to 897 and encodes 284 amino acids. The record is from RefSeq and is a predicted model, not a curated record. The transcript is spliced from 12 exons. Lineage: Eukaryota; Metazoa; Porifera; Calcarea; Leucosolenida; Sycettidae.
UGGGCUUGAGUUGAUGGCAUUGUUUGAGUAAGAGGAGUGAAAAUGCCGAAGAGAAAAACUAGGGCCGCUCCUUCCCGAAAGGCAGCGCCGAAGAUCGGCGAGCCCAGCAACGAUGAGGCGAAGCAGGAUAAGGAUGACAGGGCAGAGGCCAUUGCCAUCUAUAAAGAGGAAUUCGAACAAGAGCUGAAAGUACGGGAGAAGAAGCUGGAGAAGGAGCUAAAGGAGUUGACCAAAUCACUGAAAGCUGCCCAUCGGACUACCCUAAUUUCCCUUCCAUCGUUUGUUCAGAAAAUGACCGUCGCUGAGUUUGUUGCUUUUGGCGGUGACGUCGAUGCAGCUGCUAAGGCUCAUGUGGAGAACUCUGUGGCUGAGCCCGUGAUGCCCAUCACUAAGUCUACAUCGUCAACGUCUGCAUCUGGGUUGACAGAUGAACCACUAUCUGAUGUGACCAAUCGCCAAAUGCCUGCACCGCCCGCGUGCGUGGAUGGCGGCGGUGUGUCGAGCUCCAUGGAAACGCCAAUGGAGACGAGCAGGACAAGAGCAAAGCGGAAACGAGUCGCCACGGAGACCGAAACUACCAAUCGGGCAACAACGACAACACGGAGGACAACGCGGCAAGCGACGCUGGACAUCGGCGACACUCCGGCACCUACUGCGCCCACUCCUGCUUUCGACUCUCGACUUCCCGGUCUCCGACAAGGCACCGGUCGGACGCGGGCGAAGACAAAGCGCGGUGUUACGAUCACGGUCAAUCCAGACAGUCGCGACGACGUCAUGUCCUUGCUCGACGUGGCCACCGACUGCAUACCGGACAUUGUUGAAGAUGAUGCAAUGAUGGAGAAGUGUCGUGACCUUCAGGCUCGCCUAACAAUGGUGCUCAGCUCUCGGAACGCAUAGCCAGCGGCACACAAGUCUUCGCUUCACACAAACUAACCAGUCACAAAAGAUUUACGCAUGCCCCUCGAUCAAUUCAUAAAAAUUAAAUCGAAAACAUUGCGUCCCACAUUUCAUUUUAUGUGGUGUAGGUACAUAGCCAGAUUUUCCUUUGCUGCGUUGUAUAACUGCAUCCUGUAUCUGCUCGCAAACUUGAUAUGGCGCCGUUCGAACAGGCUACGGCGAGCUUCCCCCAGUCUGUUCCGACUGACAUGACACUACUCUCAUAUCAUUCUUGUCUGUACCUAGGCUAGCCUUCUAGGCUCUAUCAAUCAUUAGUGAGGAUUCUUUUUUGUAGGCACGCCAUCUACCUGGACCCUCUCCGCAAGCACACUUUAGCACAGUCACCAGUCAUUUCUUCUUUCACUUGUAUUCUUUCUGCAUCGACUAUACAAUAAUAAUACUUUUAUAGUCUCAACAUUUUAGUCCAACCGUGAACUUCAUUCCGUAAAAUUUGCUAUUAGCACGUGCAUUGCUUUAGGACGAGCCAUCAUGAGUCAAUUGUACUGUCCUCUCCGAAUGCUUGUGUCGAUCACUUUGAGUUCGCUUCCGUGCUCAUCCAUCUUCUUCUAGUACGUCUGUACAUGCAUAGUGCUCCGUCCGCUGAAUCAUUGCUCUGAAUGAAGGAGUAGUAAAAUACCUACUCCCUGCUCAAUGGUUCGUAUUUUUACAACUCAAGAACUGAAUGGCCAA